AUGGCAUGUAACCUCACUGGAGCUGUGAUUGUGUUUUUCUUCUUGUACGAGAGUUCGGACCUUUCGCUAGAGAGUGUCGAUAACAUGUACAAUGAGCCACAUUUCAAGCCUUGGACAUCCAGCUCCUGGGCUCCUGCUGGUUACUCAUCACGCUACGACCUUGUCGAACAAACAAAGGCGGCCCAGGCACGCAAGCCGCUCGCGAGUGGUGCCAUUGAAGAGAAGCAAAUCGAGCACGCCGGACAGCCGAAUGGCGUCAAUGGACAGGCGGUCCCUGGGUAUACGGCUGCCCCCGGUGUUGGAGCAGGAUUCGGAGGCGACGCGGGCACUCAGGGUUACAGACGGGCUUCGAGUCGCGUUCCACCGCCACCCAGCGAUAGCUAUACACUGCCUCCUGAAAGUGGGUUCGGGUUCGCGACUGGGGCUGCUGUGAAACCCGGUCCUGGGGGACGUGAGAUUACCGUGGACAUGGACCCCAGCAGGGGUCUGCAGGGCGGAGUUGGUCUGACCAAGGAAGGCCCUCCGGGAGGUAUCGGAAUGUCGGAAGCUGAUGGACACGGAAACAAGGGCAACAGGUUGGAAGCGGGAGACUUGGGGAGGGUGCUGUGA
Molecule: messenger RNA, 609 nt
Organism: Psilocybe cubensis
Lineage: Eukaryota; Fungi; Basidiomycota; Agaricomycetes; Agaricales; Agrocybaceae
Exons: 4
Coding region: 1-609 (202 amino acids)
Source: RefSeq, a predicted model, not a curated record